AUCCCUAUCAGCGCACGGGCACAGGAAACAGUUGACAAAAUUCCGCUUCCAUUCAGUUGAUCAGAGCUGUUUGGGCUUGCAGGUUGCUUGCAACUUCCCACCAAGAUCCCACCCAAGAGUGUUUAUUCGCUUUAAAAAAGUUCGCCCACAAAGCAGAUCGUAAUGGGAAAACUCACAGGUCUGGGGCGAUUGCUAAUUGCCGUUACGUUCUUCACGUGCGGCUUCUUCGUGAACAUUGCCCAGCUGUUCCUGCACAUCUUUGUGAAGCCCUUCGACAAGCGACUCUGCCGCAGUCUCAUGUACUAUCUCACCUACUCCUUCUACUGCAUUCUUGUCUGUGUGGCCGAGUGGUAUGCGGGCAGUAGCGUUCGCGUCUACAUCGAUCCCGAGGAUGAGAAAAAGUACUUUGCCAAGGAGCACGGCCUGCUGCUGAUGAACCACACGUACGAGAUCGACUGGCUGACCGCCUGGAUGGUCACCGACAAGUUCGGCAAUCUCGGCAACACCAAGGCCUACGCCAAGAAGAUGCUCCGCUAUGUGCCCAUCAUGGGCUGGGUCUGGUGGAUGGCCGAGUUCAUCUUCCUCGAUCGCAACUUUGACAAGGACAAGAUUGUCAUCAAGGAGCAGCUGAAGGUGGUCUUCUCCUACCCCGAUCCCGUCUGGCUGCUGCUCAAUGCCGAGGGCACUCGCUACACCGCCGCCAAGCACGAGCUGUCCGUGAAGUUUGCCCAGGAGCGAGGCCUGCCCGUGCUCAAGCAUCACCUGAUUCCGCGCACCAAGGGCUUCACCACCAGCCUGCCCACGCUGCGCGGCAUCUGCCCGGCCAUCUAUGACAUCAACCUGGCCUUCAAGCGGGACGCCAAGGUGAAGCCCUCGAUGCUGUCCCAGCUGAACGGAGAGACGGUGGAGCCGUACAUGUACAUUCGCCGCGUGCCCCUGAGCGACGUGCCUGAGGAUGAGAAGGAGGCCGCUGCCUGGAUGCAGGAGUUCUUUAUGGAGAAGGAUCGUAUUAUCGACAGCUUCCACGAGACGGGCAGCUUCUUCAAGACCUCGGGCGUCAAGGAGGUUCCCAUGAAGAUGUACAAGCCACGUCUGGCCACGUUGCUCAACUUUAUUGGCUGGGCCACCGUCUGUGUCUCCUGCAUUUUGUAUUAUAUGAUCACUUCCUUCAUUGCGGGCAACUGGAUUGGGUUCUUCGCUGUCAUCUCCGUCUUGGCGCUUUUCUACGGCCUCAUGGAGCAUGCCGUGAAUGCCUCGAAGAUCAGCAAGUCCUCCAGCUAUGGCGCAAAGCAGGCUGCGAAAUAGAGAACAGAUAGAUACAGUACAUAGCGAUAUAUGUACGCAUAGAUCGCAUUUUAAAUAACUAAAAACCAUU
Messenger RNA from Drosophila subobscura, 1375 nucleotides. It is a transcript of the gene Agpat4, whose product is annotated as 1-acyl-sn-glycerol-3-phosphate acyltransferase gamma. The record is from RefSeq and is a predicted model, not a curated record. Gene Ontology annotation, molecular function: 1-acylglycerol-3-phosphate O-acyltransferase activity. Bases 163 to 1305 code for a protein of 380 amino acids. The transcript is spliced from 4 exons. Gene Ontology annotation, cellular component: endomembrane system. Lineage: Eukaryota; Metazoa; Arthropoda; Insecta; Diptera; Drosophilidae.